Molecule: messenger RNA, 714 nt
Organism: Oikopleura dioica
Lineage: Eukaryota; Metazoa; Chordata; Appendicularia; Copelata; Oikopleuridae
Source: the annotation of a GenBank genome assembly
AUGGUACGAACUCGGGCCAAGAGAUCCGAUGAAGAACCUGGGCCGUCGAAACGCAACACGGCGCGGAAAACCUCGCACAACAAGACGGAUCUUGCGAAGUCCGUCCGAGAAGCGGUUACAAAAAAGCCGAAGAAGAAACUGAUCCUCCCGAAGCCCCCGACUGGUAGUGGCAAGAAAAAGAAGAAGUUUACCGGUAAACGACCAGUUGCGAGAAAGUCGACUGCUCGACCAGUGGAAAGACUCCGACGAGCGCCGGAAAACUUCAACGAGGACGCAGAAUGGGAACUGGAGGAAUUCGGCGGCAUGUAUCUCGCCUGGGGAAAGAAGAAAGUGCGUCAACCCGACGGAUCCACCAUAACCGAGGCCUAUUUGAAAGGAGACACAGAGCAUCGAAUCUGGAUCAAAUGGACAGUCGCGUUUAGUGACGGAAUUCGCUGGUCGGCCGAAAAACAAGACAAACUUGUCGGAGUCGACAAAAAGAAGAUCAAAGAAAUCGUCAAUGCUCGGGAAGCGUGGCCACUGCCCUCGAUCAAGGAUGGCCGUCGCUCCUUGUGGAAGGCGAGAAAGUUGAUUUGCCAGGGCUUUGGCAUCACCGAGUGGCAGCCAGCUUCGAGCAAGCCCAAUGACAAAUGGCAAAUCAUUGAUCCUGAGCUGCCAACAACUACGUCGGAGGUCGACGACACCGACGAAGAAACUGAUGACGACGAAGCAUAA